Molecule: messenger RNA, 3445 nt
Organism: Lolium rigidum
Lineage: Eukaryota; Viridiplantae; Streptophyta; Magnoliopsida; Poales; Poaceae
Product: G patch domain-containing protein TGH homolog
Biological process (GO): mRNA processing
Cellular component (GO): nucleus
Molecular function (GO): RNA binding
Source: RefSeq, a predicted model, not a curated record
CCCGCGGCCAUGGCUUCCAACGACGACGGCCAGGACCUUGUGGUCUACGGCACGCCCAUCGAGCGGGAGGAGGACGUCUCCGCCCGCAAGCGCCGCGGCGUCGCCGAAGCAGGCCAGCUCCGCACCCUCCCCGCCUGGAAGCAGGAGGUGAGGGAUGAGGAAGGGCGGAGAAGAUUUCAUGGUGCAUUUACUGGAGGCUUCUCUGCUGGCUUUUACAAUACCGCCGGCUCAAAAGAAGGAUGGGUGCCACAGACAUUUACAUCGUCACGAAAAAGUAGAGCUGAGCAUAAAAAGCAAAGCAUAUAUAGCUUUCUUGAUGAGGAAGACAUCAAGGAUAUGGGAGGUAAUGCCUUGGAAACGUCCCAACAGUAUGAUACAUUUGGUUUUACAGCUGCAGAACAGGCCAGAAAACAAGCAUCCAAGGAACAAAUUGAGAGACCAUCAGCUAUACCUGGACCUGUUCCGGAUGAAUUGGUGGUCCCUGCCACAACCUCGAUUGGUGUGAAAUUACUGAUGAAAAUGGGCUGGCGUCAAGGUCGUACCAUCAAAGAUGCGCAUGCCGAUUCCUUAUAUGAAUCACGCAGAGAAGCUAGAAAAGCCUUUCUUGCACUCUCUGGUAUCAGUAAUAAUGAGGACCAAGAUAAGGUUUCUUCCCAGAAAUCUAGAGUGGACGAAAAUGUUGCAGAAUCAUUUGAUGAUAUGCGUGCUUCCGGAAAUACUCCAGUGUAUGUACUUCAUCCAAAGGAGGAUUUGCAUGGUUUAGGUUUUGACCCAUUCAAGCAUGCUCCAGAGUUCAAAGAUAGGAAAAGAUCGCAGAAGUCAGUAAACAGGGACAGAAACAGAAGUGAUGCUUCAGUGAGGGGAAAUCUCCUGAUUUCUAACUCAGGACAAUAUGCUCCUGGCUUUGGAAUUGGAGCACUCGAAGAGCUUGGUGUUGAAGAUGAGGAUAUUUAUGCAUCAGGGUUCUCUUAUGAACUAACAGAAGUUGAUAUCGAGCCUUCGAAAACAUCUGGUGAUAGUAAGUUUAAACUUGAAGAUAGGAAGAGAGGUGUCUUCCUGAGCUUCAAAAUUGCCUCAAAUUCGGAGUAUAAACUUGAAAGAUUUCACCCUCCUGAGAUCCCAGCUGAUUUUGACGGCCACCAUAAGUUCUCAAGUCCAAUUCAGGCAGCUGAUAAAUAUUCUGAUCUAGCUCCUCCUGAGGUUCCUCCUCCAGAAGACACUACCUUAAGAUUAUUGAUUGAGGGUUGUGCUGCUAUGGUUGCUCGUUGUGGGAAACACAUAGAGGAUUUCUACAAGGAAAAAAGUAAAGCAAACCCACAAUUUAUUUUCCUUGAUGGGGGAGAUGGAUUUAGCUACUAUGCUAGGAAGUUAUGGGAGAAUCAACAGAAGUUUGUUGACCAGCAAAGACCUGAUUCCGUGAAGUCAAAGCCUUCUUCUGACAAGUUAACAGCUGAGAAUCGUGGAAACAUCCUUGGUGAAAGGCCCCUCGAUAGAACCUCCAAAUCAUCUAGCACAUAUUUUUCUGCAAAGGAAGCUGUUCAAUUACAAUCAAAUCUGGGGGACACCUUUGUCAAGCCAAUAUCUCUUGAUGGCGUACCAGAUUCAAAGAAGCCUUUUAGAAAUGAGCCUGCAAAGCAAGCAAGGUUUGAGCAGUUUCUGAAGGAAAAAUAUCAGGGAGGUCUUCGAAUUGCAAGUGUUGUACCUACAAGUUCUAUGUCAGAGGCGGACCGUGCUCGUGAAAGACUAGAUUUUGAGGCUGCUGCAGACGCAAUUGAAAAAGGCAAAGAAUAUAAGGCUAUAGAUCCUUUAUCAAUAUUGGGUUUAAACGAGCAACGUUUUGUACCAUCAACUCAAUCGGAGAGCUCUGCAGUACCCCGAGAUGAGAAACCCAUGUAUUUACCGAGGGAGGAGUUUGAAUGGCGUCCUUCACCAAUACUGUGCAAGCGUUUUGAUAUUGUUGAUCCUUUCAUGGGGAAGCCAAUGCCUCUUCGAAGACCAAUAAGCAAGAUGGACACCCUCAUGUUUAUGACAGAAUCCACUAAAAGGACAAAUGAUGAUGUGAAGAGCUCAAGUGUGAUUUCACAGAACGCUUCUGCUGGAGGAACAGAACAGACAGAUGCAGAUGUACAUGCAAAUGACCCUGAUAUCGUGCCGAGCAGUAUGCAGAGACCUGUUGAUCUUUACAAGGCUAUCUUUUCUGAUGAUUCAGACGAUGAUAUGGAUGAACCUCUUAGCAAUAAACCGGUGGAUCCAGUGAAAACGAGUGAAGGUGCCAAUAUGGCUCUUAAUCGUCUUGUUGCUGAAGAUUUCCUGGAAUCUUUAGGUAAAGAACUGGGGCUGGAGGUUCCUGCAGAAAAACCUGCCAUGCCACAGAAUGUCUUAUUGAGAUCAGAAAUCCUUCCAACAGCUGAUGGAAGCGUUUCUAGGAAUGAAAAAACAACUGCUUGCAGAGAGAUAAAGGAGAAUGAGAUUCCCUUUGACUCGGUGAAAGCUGAUAAUGCAAAUGGAGAUGGUUUCGAAAAGCUUGAUUCAAAAUAUGAAAAGCAAGAGCAUAGAGCUGAGAAAGACCGGUCACACUCUUCACAUCGUCAAGUCUGGAAUGGUAGCUCAGAGUCUGAUACCGAGAUUGCACGACACAGGAGCAGGAAAAGAAGAUCACAUCAUAAAAUUAGGAGCGCAACACCAGAUUCUGAUUCUUCUGUGAACAGGCGCAGGAGUAAGAAAAGAAAGUCACAUUCAAGGCAUAGAACUGUCCGGAGUAGAACUCCUGAUGCCGAUUCGUCCAGUGACAGCCAGAAUAAGAGAAAACGCCAGGAGAAAAGGAGCCACCGGACCCGCACGCCUGACAUUGAUUCUAGUGAUGAAUACAAGGAUAAAUAUGCAUCUAGCAGUAGAAAGUCAUCAGAUAAAGACAGAAGUAGAAAGCGUUCUAGACACCGCAGGCAUAGAAGUAGAGACCCUGCAUAAUGUUCAUGAUUACAGCUACAUGAGUAUAUGGCUGUAACGGGUGGAGAAUUCACAGUAGCUUCUCCGGAUGAUCGAAGUUUGGGUGGAAGUGGGCCAGAUACUGAAGUGGAUGUUAGUUAUUACAUGUUCCUAUUGCGAAUCACCCAAACUAUUCAUUGUAGCAGCAUAAGUGUCUGGAAGCUUGUUGCACAUUAAUAACACCUCGUAUUCUGAUGACGCGGUUUUUGUAUGUCGAGUUUGUCUGGAAGCUUGCUGCUCAUGCGUUGCCAUGAACCUUUUCUAUACCAGUGCCUCUUGAAGACCUUGCGAAUCUCAAAUGACCGGCCUUGUAAGAUGCUAAUAGGAAACUAGAUAUGAUGUGGUAUUAGAAGUUUCUGAAGUUUUUUUUUGCGUUAGAGUUGUAUAUCAUGCUGUCUGUCGUAGGAGACGGGACGACAGAAGUUUUACUCCGUGAGGUAUAUUCCAAGUUCCAUUUUUA